Messenger RNA from Coregonus sp. 'balchen', 5508 nucleotides. NCBI's taxonomy places the organism in Eukaryota, Metazoa, Chordata, Actinopteri, Salmoniformes, Salmonidae. The record is from the annotation of a GenBank genome assembly.
AUGUUUGGCUUGACUAAAGACAGUACCAUCGUCCCUGCCUCACCCUCGCCAUGCCCACACCAGCCUGCUCUCAGCACCAGCCGCAGCCAUGGAGAAGAGCUGCACCAUCAGCAUGCGACCAGCAUGUGGCAGUGUUCCAUCUCUAACACACAGCCACAGUCAGACUCUAUAGCGGAGCCUCUGUCUGAGCCCCAAAGGACAGCAGGACAGAAUAACAGAACUCUAUCAUCACACAAUGGACACACGGAUCCCCCUAGACUCAUCAGAAACGACCUCCAAUGCCCCCCACCUGACUAUCUGAGUGAUGAAGGCUCAGAGGACACAGACAAUGUUUUCCCUGAACACCUCCCUCCAUCCCGGCCCCGUAGACUGGAGAAACGGCUCAACACUGCCCCUAGUGGUUGCAGAGCUCCUGUGCAUCAGCCACAAGAGAGAAGCAACGGGAGUCUCAGCAGUCACAACAGCUUCAGAGAGGACCGUAGCAAGGGGGGGGAGAGGGGCAGGGGAGAGAGGGAAGAAAGGAGGAGUCUGCAGGACAGGGAUAGGGGGGUUCAGAAGGAGAGGGAUAGGAUUUGGGACAGGAAUCCCAGGGUGGAGCAUGAUGGGGGUUAUGACAGGGACCCCAGGUCAGAGGAUGGCAGAGAGAGGCACUACAGAGGAAGUACUAGUGACCCUUUCAGAGGGGUGCAGGAUAGAGACCGAGACGAGGUCAGAAGGAGCUGGACCCACAGAGAGACCAGCGACAACAAACAAGUCCACUUCCAGGACGACGCCAGCAGGCGCUGUCAUAGUUACCAUGGCGAAAGCAGGCGGGCGGUGAACGUCUGGGAGCUGAUUGCCCAUGACUUAAGAGAGAGGGGUGUGGCCUUGAGGCAGAGCUUCCACGGGGGGUCACGGUCACAGGGGGCGAGGGGGAAGGUCCGAGACAGCCAGGUGCAUGACGGGGGAAAUGCCGUCACCCAUAGCAACUCUCAACCUCAGAGGGGUUUUCAAAGGGCCAUCCCCACCAGGCCCAGUUACCAUGGCGAUGUCAGGGAAAGGAUAUCCUCACAAAGAGAAGGCCACAGUGACAGAGGCUAUGGGGAAGAGAGAGAAAGAAUCCAUGAAAACCUGACCAUGGUGGAGGGUAGUGGGACUGAGGUCUAUGAACACCGUAGAGAUGAUAGGCGGUUCAGCAGAGAGAGAGAGGGGAGCAGGAGGAGUAGUGGAGACCCCAGACACGAGGUCAGCUCAGGUGGGGACCAGGAGAGGGAGGAGGGCAGGGAUGACCGGCACUACCAUAGCGAACGCAGGGUGAGGUGGGAGCGCAGGGUGAGGAGGAGUGCGAGUGAAUGCCGACAUGGGCAUGAGGAGAAGAAGCAGUACCACUCAGAGGAGGAGAGACCCCCACCCUCACAGAGAGUCCCCCAACGCAGCCAAAGCUUCUGCAGCAGAGGGCCCUCCAUCAGGGCCAGAUCCAGGCACACCGCCAGAGCAGGUAACACCCAGAGCUACAGGCUGCAGGUACCUCAGUGCUCUGAACAGGCAGACCUGCAGGGGAGGCAGCUACUGUACUCUACUAUACCCAAAGCUUCCCCAACAACCUCUCUGUGUGUACAUCUACUCUUCACAUCCUUCAUCAAUCAACAAUCAAAUCUGGAAAAAUCAACUCAUCUUUUGGUUUCCUUGUGUUUGAGGGAGGGGCCCUUGAAUAAGGGUAUAUUUUUCAAAAGUUUGAUAUUUCCUCUGUUGUAUUGUUGGUCGUUCUGGGAAAUAUCUUAACCUGAAAUUCCUUUAUUUCGAGAACAGCUGCUCUUCUUCAACCCCUCUCCAGCCUUCAUCUUCUUUGUCCUCUCAUCUCUUGAAAUGAUCUAAGUGUUGAGUGUUGUUCUUGAUGAACCUGUCUCCCAGCACGUGCUGUAUCAUUAUGUUUCUUUCCUCUAAUUACAUGUCUUUCUUCAUCUUCACAAGGUCUGUUAUUUCAUAUACCUUUUAUCAUACCACAUCACUCCCAUCACACCCCUUAUUUCUCUAAACCUUCCUGACCCCAAGUCUCUCCUUCCACAGGAGCCGCACUGCAGCUGGAGAAGGGGGCGUGUCUGGACCUGGGGGUGCUGCAGCAGGUGCUUCUGGAUGAGGAGCUGGCCAGAAGGCUGCAGGAGGAGGAGGAGGAGGAGGAGAAGCUGCUGAGGAGGGUAAGGGACAGGGAGGAUACCACACCCACAGCGCCACCUACUGGAUAUACUUUCAGCUCACCCCUAAUACUACUAUGUUGCUGAGUGUUAACCACUCUUCUCUGGUGUUGUCAUUGCAGAGCCCUCCAGCCCAUUCCUCCCACUCUCAACGCAACUCCUACCCAGUGGGAGACUUCAGAGUGGCACAAGUGGCUCAGGAUGAGGUAAGAUGUUGUUUUAGAGGUACAGCAGUAAAUAUCAUGAUUUAGGCAGAGUUUCUUUAAUGGGAGACUCUCCUCCCAAGUUUAUAUGACCUUUUUAUCACCCAAUCUCACUAUUCAUCAGAUAAAUCAUAGGUUUAGCAAAACCAUCAGAAAAUGCAGCCUUCAAAGCCUAGGGUUAAGCUACAGUCCACCUGUCCAGUGUAAAACAACAAGCCCAUUGUGUUUAUGACCCUUUGUGGUCACUGUGUCCUCUGUCAGGAAAUUGCCCGCUUCAUGCAGAAGCAGGAAAUGAAGUCAAAGCGUCGGUCACGUGACCUUGAUGGCCCGGGGUCACAGCGUGAACCGCAUGACCUGGCUGACCCCUAUGACAGGAGAACUGCCAGAGAGAGACAGGUAGCUGCUUCUGGUUUAGUUUUUUUUCCCAAUCGCUUUGGUGCUAUUUUCACAAGUGUGUGGUGAAUUUUCAAAACCCUUAGUACAAAACUCCAAACUGAUAUCACUUGUAACGCAGCAAGUCUCAUAUUAAAAUGUUUUUAUUGUGCAUUAAUUUUGUUUUGAAGACAUCUUUCACCCCACAACCAUUGAUCCAAAAUAAGUUUAUAAGAACAUUCAUUUAAUCACCAACACAACAUAAUGAUAUCUUCUCAAUUUUGUUAUUUUAACAACCGGUUAAUCUAAUAGCAAUAAAUGCAAGAUGCAUGUUUCAAAAUUGCCACUUUGAAUGUAAUAUGCUACAGUACAUUAGGCAAUACACUUGCACUACCCAUUAAAAUUGACUGAACAUCACAUUUCCAUCUCAUUUCUAUCCCAUGUGUGAUCAAAGGUGUGAUCAUUGAAGACAUCUUUCAUAAUCAAUGUUUAGCAGGCACUAGUUUGCAUCAAGCCUGUCCUGAGCAUUCGGCCAUAGGUUGAUUAUAGAAACAUGUUUUAUAACAUAAGGAAGUGCAAUGUCAUCACCUAAGCAUGUUUUCACCAACGGGUUAUUACAGUACUGCAUUGGCCAAUGCAAUUUUAGUGAAGCAUUUUGGAUACAUGUUUAGAGGAUGCAUUUGUUACAUACAGUACAUAUCUGAUCUUGUCUAUCAGAUUUUUUACACAUUUACCAAAUGGUUAAGUGAUUAUCAAUUAAGAGCAGUCGGAUUAAGUCAAAGUGAAAUGUAUUUUUAACAAAUGAGAAGAGGAUCAUAUCAAAAGUAAUGUGAGCAUUGCAUUAUGAAAUAAUUACUUUAUAUGAACAUGUAUUGCAAUGUGAACAUGUAUUUCUAGAUGAAACUGAUUUUAAGUUUAGUGAAAAAGUGACUGUAUGAUGAUGUGUGUUGUACUUAGUCAAUUGAAAAUGUGCUUAGAGUUUUGAAAUACCUGCCUUUUUGAUGAUCUGUUUUGAGUUUUGUACUAAGAGUUGUGAAAAUGUACCACACCAAAGCGAUUGGGAAAAAAAAAACUGUAAAGAGCCAUUGCCUACAUAGUGUUAACUAUUGACACUAUACUUUGAAUUAGCAGUCUGUCUUAUUUCAAAACAAUGUUUUCAAUACGAAUAUUACUGUUUAUAAUUGUAACUGUAGUUUACUGUCCUGUGUCUCAGAUCCAGCGGGAGAGACUGGACUCAGAGGACCUUCCAUCUCCUACUGAGGACUGCUCUCCAGACUAUCAGCCCCCUAGCCCCACAACACUGUGAGUCACUCUAAUCUAAUGUGUAUAUAUAACACUGGGAAACCCCAGGCUGGAAGUGCCCUCCUUAACACCUGACUGAUUAUCAUUUGCUGAAAAAGUAUGGGGCUUUUGAAAAAGUCAUUGCUAGAGAUUUGCUACCCGUUGAGUGGUAGAUUCGGCUAUGAAAGUACCGUAUUUUCCACACUAUAAGGCGCACCGGAGUAUAAGCCGCAGCAGCUAAAUUGAAUGAUGUGUACAUAUAUAAGCCGCACUGGACUAUAAGCCGCAGGUGUUUUAAUGUUUAAUUAUGUUUAAUUACCAUAUGUAAGGGUUCUGAUGGACAGUCCCUUUCGUCUCAUAAAUCUGAAACACCAGGAUGGUCCACCUCUAAAAUUUUCAAUUUUCAUUUCGGUGGCGACUGUUUCAGCUUUCAGUCGGAUCUGCACGGUGGAAACACCUCGGCCGUCUGCUCUCUGUGUGUUCACCCAAUCUUCAAGAAAGUCUUCAAGUUCGGGCCAUCUGCUUUUAUUACCUCUGAAAGCUUUUUUUGACUUUUUGCAUUGAGACAGUUCUUCCCGCUGGCGUCUCCAACUUCUCACCAUUGACUCAUUGAUGCCAAGGCUACGUGCAGCAGCUAUAUUUCCUUCUUUUACAGCCAGAUUGACUGCCUUUAACUUAAAAGCUGCAUCAUAUGCAUUUCUACGUUUGUUUUCCAUAAUGAGGGUUUGUGCAUGAAAACUUCCUUUGCACAAACUGUCUCGCUCUCGUAAUGUCUGUCUGUCUUGCUCUCGUUCUGUCUCUCGUACCACUCUCGGUUCCACUUUUACUUUUGCGCGCUACCUGUCUCACUGUUUUCCGGCCUCCAGCUUUUCCUGCUGGAGCCCACCGCUUAAAGGUGGGGGGCGCGGACCGGUCAUAGAGCCCAUAGAGUUAAAGUUGGUGGACUGUAACCUGUAAAAUCCAUAGAUUUAGGAGGUCUUCUAGUGGCCGUUAGCUGUAAAAAUCCAUAGAUUAGCCGCACCGUUAUAUAAGCCGCAGGGUCGAAAAAUUGGGAAAAGGGUGCGGCUUAUAGUCCGAAAAUUACGGUAGUUCUAUAUUUCAACCAACUACUGAUAUCUUUACAGACCACAACAGCCAAUCAGAAUCAGAAACAUUGCAGAGGAACUGGACCCAACUUUCAAGGCAAGGAGACAAGACAAGGAGCGCAUCAGAGCGGGACCAACAAUUUCUGGUAGGAAUAACUUAACCCCUGAUCAUCUCAUCAUAACAUGUAGCUAAUACUGUAGCGGUGAUGUGCAGUUUUAGGACAUCCUGUUGUGUUCCUUAUAGGCGCAUCCUCCUGCCAGUCUCAUCCCACUCCUCACUCCGGCUUACAUGAUUUUAUGGAGGAGCCAACGUUCAUCCCGCCCACCAAGAGGCAGAGCGACAAAUCAGUACGCUCCAAAUCCAAAGAGAAGAAGGAGAACUGUAAGCAGCAGUGA